AUGAAGGUCUCUGUGGCUUUAGAGUUCUUGUUUCUCCUUGCUGCUUUGGUUUGGCCUUGUGCUGAGACCAUUUAUGAAAGAACAGAACUGGAGCUUCGGAAGGUUGUUUCAGAGGCUACUCUCCUUUUUCAAACUGAGUUGUACUAUAACCCAAGGAAUAUACAUCGUGUUUGUCAUAGCAGCUAUUUGGAGUGUUGUACCUCUAGGAAAUCAGGAUGGCUAACACCAGUGUCUAUAGACAAUGAAAUAAAAUUGGACUCCAGUUCCUUUAUUGCUGGCUUUGAGACAAUGCCAGAAGAGUCAGGAUUGUUAAGUUCUAAUUAA
This is a messenger RNA of Hipposideros armiger (great roundleaf bat), 324 nucleotides long. It is a transcript of the gene OOSP2, whose product is annotated as oocyte secreted protein 2. The record is from RefSeq and is a predicted model, not a curated record. The transcript has 4 exons. Lineage: Eukaryota; Metazoa; Chordata; Mammalia; Chiroptera; Hipposideridae. The coding region runs from base 1 to 324 and encodes 107 amino acids.